CUCUACUUCCGGCGUAAUGUAGCGGCAUAGUGCAACAGGUUCAACAUUCAUAUGGAUGACCCUGGAACUACCCAGUGACUCCCAAUGACUACCCAGGCUGGAGAGAAAAACAUGAGCAGCAUGAAGUCCCUCCUGAUGAGGGCGUGGAGGGAGAGGUGGUCAGACAUACAGUGGGGUAUCACUGUGAAGAGGCUGCUCACUCGCUUCGCAGAGGCCGAGAUGUGUAAUUUAGCUGACUUGAUCCUCCAGCAAGCUCUGGUGGGAACCAGUCCCAACACCUUGGUGCUCUCGUAUCUCAAACAUGUGCAAAGCACUCAGAUCAUCACGACAGCCAGUGUGUUAAAGAGCGUCAUGAAGUAUGAGGAUUUGGCACGCCCAUAUUGUAUAAAAAGUUUGCUGGAGCUAGUGACUGGGAUGUUGGCCAAAAUCAGCUCACAUGCCUAUUCAGAAGACUCGAUUGCUCUGUGUAAGACUCUGCAGCAGACAGUAAACUGGGCAUUACAGCUUGCUUACCGCGGCUUGCAGAGCCUACAAGAUAACAAGCAGGCAGCAGAGUACCUCGGCAUUGUGGAUAGGUCAUGUGACUUGGUUGCCAUGGUGAUGAAAAGUGAAUCCAGUAAAGCGUUGAUGUAUAUCGCAAAGUUUGAGGAUUCAGAGUCAGCCAGACAACUUGAGCAGACAGAAAUGAAUGUCCGCGGCGUCUUCAACCAACUUCAGCCGGCCUGUAUCACUGCGCAGCUGAAAGAAAAGGUGGAAGGCAUAUUGAAAGGGAUUGAAAACAUUUAUGUUAUCCCCACAACCUCGCAACCAUCUGUUUCCAUGACAACAAGAUCAGUCCUGAGCACAGUCAGCGUCAUGCUAAACAUCGAGGCAGUUCUCAAUCCGACCAAUGAUGUGCGUCCUAUCAUGGAGCAGUUGAUUUUGUUGGAACGAGCCAAGAAGGUAGAGCGUACAGACCUCUACUGCCUGAUAUUGCGAGCAUGUUUCAUGGGGAUGAUAGACUCUAAAGAUGGAACAGAGGAGUUGAAGUGGGCUGCUUUCACUUAUCUUAAGCUGCCCCUCUUGUUUGCCAAGUUUUCCCAGAAGUCUCCACUACGGGACUGCAGUAAAGAUUUAGAGACAGCAUUUGAGAAAUUCCUUAAUUACGUUCCCCUACUGGACUUAACAGAUUCCAAGUGCAAUUGUGACUGUUUGAGUUUGUUCCUGAAAAAGCUGUGUACACACGGCUUGCUGUCAGACGCCCAGUGUAAGAAGUUGUUGGCCAGACGGAUGAAGGACACCCAGAAACCAAAGACGCCUGUCCAACAAAACCAGCAACCCAGUGCUAGCCUCAUCUUGAGAGCUGAGCCCACUGUGGCUAGCAUACUCAAGGUACAGCUAUAUAAUAUCCUUCAGACUUUGGACGCUGACUACUCCAAGAGCCAAGAAUCUCUACUGGGUAUACUGUUCCACAUGUUAUCUGGGAGAAGUUUUGAACUGAUACUUGCUGCUGCAGCUGCCACAGGGAAACUGCAGAGUUUUGCUAUGAAAAUGAUCAAGUUUAAUGAGUUUGCCAAGCAGGCGAGUGGUGACACAGACCAGGCUGCACAGACGACAGCUCUCUUGUUUGAUAUCACUUUCCUGAUGGUGUGUCACAUUGCACAGUUGUAUGGAUCUGAGAUAAUCAGCUCCAACAUCGAAUGUGCCGACUCGUUCUUUGCACAGUGGGUGAAGCGCUGUCUGCCUGAGGAUGGGAAAGCCAAAUGCCUGGACAACAACAGCUUUCAGCCAGACCCCCUGAAAGUGGAGUCUCUUCUGCAGCAGUUUAAUGCUGGAGGAGAGCUAAAAACAAGCCAUACCAAGUGGCAGGACGUGUGUAAUAACAUUCCCUUCACGGUGCAGGAGGUGUUGUACGCCUGGGAGCACGGGGCCAUCAUGAGAGACACUGUCAGGACAAUGAUGGGUAACAUCAAGUCCAAGCUGUGUUGUCUCCCAGUGGUAGUGGUGUCAUGGCUGUGUACACACAUCAGUUCUCUGAACAGUACAGCCAGAAUGAAACCUCUCCAGAUGAUAGACAUGCUACAGCAGCCCGUGGUCCACUCCCAGACACCAGAUACUGCCAAUCAGUAUUACAGUGAAAGAUCAACCCUCAUGAAUAACAUUAUCCUGAAGAUGGCCGCCGACUUACUCCCAGCGACGACUAACAAAACCAGCUUGUCUGGUAAAUCUGACCUUCACGCCACCUUGAAGCAGACGUUCCUGGCCAGUUAUCGUAAAGGUUGGCUAAGUAUUCAGGCCCUGCAUGAUUUAGAACAGCUGUACUGUACUGGGGGUGCCGAGUGGUUCUGUGAAACACUAGUCAAGGAAAUGCUACAGUUCACGCGUGUGGAAGAACUGGAGCACGCCGUUGCACUUGUGUCCGCCAUUUUCUUCAUUGACAUGGAUCAGCUGACUUUGAGCCUCCUCCACAGCACCCUGCCACAGAUUCUUCAGGGGAUGUCAUUCAAGCCUGGGAUAGUGGACCCCCGAGGAAGAGCUUUGAUCAGACUCUGCGUUUUUUGCAUAGGGGCAACACAUACUAUGAAAGGGUUCCCAAGAGUUCCUUCAUCUCCAAUGAAAUCAGGUGGAAAGAAGCGUUCAAGAAGAGAGGUCGAAAUUGAGGACAUAGAAUUUGGCACUGGAGAAGCAAGACCUUCCAAAAUAAGAAAGACCCAAGAUGAAGCUCAUCAGCAGAUAACACUUGAUGCAGAGGGAUUCAAUUUAGAUUUAAUUUAUAACAGAGAAGAGACACCAAGCAGUCCAACCUAUGAUGUCAAAGAUCCUCUGAACAAAGCACUAGCUGCCCUGUUCCAGUUAUUUACAGACAUAGUCACAGAUAGCUGUAUUAGUCCAAAGACGGGCUUUGUGCUGUCUUUCCUGGAAGAGACCAUACACGUGGGUGGAGAUUUCUCAAGGUUUAUUUUGCAGUUUAUGCCUAAAACAAUGGUGCCACAAUUACUGAAGAUGCUCCCGGAUGAUUUCAGUACUGGCUUUAUACUCAAUGUGUGUGACAUGAACUCCGCAGCAGGAAGGAGGAUCGCAGCAAAAGUCGUGUCUCAUCACGCUUUGUAUCUGAGUCGACAAAAAACAGUAUAAAUGCACUUGGGGGGAAAAGAGUACAUUUUGAGAUUGGGGGACUUUCCUUUUUUGUGGAAAGCCAAGGGAGAUUUAUUUGUAUAUAUAUAUAUUUUUUCACAUUCAUUUACUGGACCUCCAAAGUUAUAAUGAGGGCAAAAGUGAAUCUUCAUAAUGUGAAUUUUAUUACUUGCUGAUGGAUCAACCACCAGAUAAUGUGAACAAUGAGAGAGAAAACAGAAAAAAGGAGAAAAAAUGCAGUGAGAAUGGUGUCUAUUUCUGGGCAAAAACCAUGAUUUAUGUGCAUUAUGGAAUUUUUACACCCAGCUCAACAAUUUGAGAUGUGGAGUUUCUGUCUGGAUUCAGUUUAUGAAAAAGUUCUUUCACUGCAUGCUUUUGGUACAACUUUGUCAUAGUGAUGCAAAGGAAUAAUACUGUUAUUGGGGAGGGUAAGGAUGUUUGAAAGAGGUAUAUUAUAAUGUAGCAUUAUUUUUUUUCAAAAUCCAAUAACCAACUACUGAUGUACCUGCAGUGGCGCACACCUCUUUUUUUAGACUGAGAAAUAAUGCUUCUGUCUUUGCCUGCUUUAAUAUUCUGGAUUUAGAAGAAAUUUCCUCCUUUUUUUUUUCAAUAUUAAUAUUUUGAUGCAUUAAACAUAUUUAUACACAUAUUGAUAUAUUGUAUUCAACAACAUAUACAAUAUAUUGACGUAGAUAUUGUGUAGGAAGACCGUCUCUCCCUCCUCCCCUGCACUGCAUGUGACCUCUGCAUAUGCCACGUGAUAAGAUUAAAAAGUGAAAUUAUUGCUGUUCUAUUCUAUUUUUAAGCAUAGGUUUUUCAAUAUGCACCAUUAGAAUCAUUAAGAGCAUUCAGAAUUAUACAACAAUUGGUCAGAUAUGAGUAUAUUCAGUCAACUUUAAAGUAGUUCAUAACUGCUUUUAUCUGGUCUUAAGCAGAGGUGAUAUAUAGUAUACAUUGCAUGGACCCAAUAGAAUGAGUGUAUUUCCUUUUAAUUAUAUACAAAAAAUUUAUUGUGACCAUUACUCUAAGCAGUAGUUUGUGUAGGUUUUUUAAUUUUCUUUCAUUUAUUUAGUUAUUUCACUUUUUUUCUGCUUGUGAAGAGUACUGUUGUUCAAGAAUGUACGAUUACGAAAUAAAUGAAUUUAUAUAUACA
Molecule: messenger RNA, 4267 nt
Organism: Lingula anatina
Lineage: Eukaryota; Metazoa; Brachiopoda; Lingulata; Lingulida; Lingulidae
Product: mediator of RNA polymerase II transcription subunit 24-like
Biological process (GO): positive regulation of transcription initiation by RNA polymerase II
Cellular component (GO): mediator complex
Molecular function (GO): transcription coregulator activity
Source: RefSeq, a predicted model, not a curated record